AGCUAACGACAACUGCUAUCUUCAAAAAGCCUAUUACAGCAACUCAUCUCCAACCUUCCAACUCUUGUCUCUUUUCUGCUCUCUCUCUCUCUCUAAUAUGUCGGAUUUUAUAGCAAGCUGGCUAACGCCGACCUCUCUUUUCCUCCUCCUAAACGUCGUCAUCGGCACCGUCUUCCUCCUCUCCCGCCUUUCUCCUCCCAAAACGCAACCUCGCCACGACGUCGGAUACUACUCAUACUCAGCUCCUCCGCCGCUACUGCGAGCUUCGUCGUCGUUACUAGAUCGCGUUAAGUCGAUCAACUUCUCGACAUUCAAAUUCGACGAAGGCCAUCAUCACCCGGUCGGGCGAGCCCCGUCGAUUCUCGAACGAGUCAAGUCCAUUAACUUGAACCUCUACAAAUACCCACCUCAAAACCCAGACCCGGUCUACGUCGAACAGCCCCUCAGCCGACCGCCAUCGUUGUUAGAGCGUGUUAAGUCCAUCGAUUUCACAUCCUUUUACAGAUCAGACUCCGGAAAAGUAAACCCAGAAAGCGGCCACCUUACACCCGAAGAAGAACCCGUUCAGGGUCAAGUAGUAAAGAGAAGCAAAUCGGAGCAGAAUAAAGUAAAACAAAGGAAAGUUUCAGAAAAAAUGAAGAAAUCGGCGAGUGAGAACUCGAGGGCUAAGGCCGGAGAGGAAGAAGAAGAGUUGGAGAGAAGGCGACCGGCGACGAUGAGGAUCGAAAAAACGACGUCGUUCGGCGACGGCGACGGCGACGGCGACGGCGACGAUCAAGGCGUCGAUGCAAAAGCUGAUGAUUUCAUCAACAAGUUCAAGCAGCAGCUUAAGUUGCAGAGGUUGGAUUCUCUGUUGCGUUAUAAGGACAUGCUCAGGGCCAAAGCAAGUAACUUAAUCUGAGAUUUUUUUUUACUUCCAUUUUUUUUGUUAUUAAGGUUUCGACAUUAAAAACUUAGGAUCUCAUGUUGUCUUUUUAGUUCAAGGAGGAUAGAGCUAGCUGAUGCCCGACAGCAUUGUCCUACUAAAGGGUUUAAUUAUGGUUUCAUUCCCUCUACUGUAAUAAAAAUUUAAGAUUUAAUUUCCCAUAUUAAAUUAAAUCUCAAAUUUCAGUAUAGUAGAGGAACUAAAACGUUAAUUAACCCACAACCAAAAUGACCAACUAUUGGCCCUUGGUUUCAUGUAGUUCUGGUGGGAAAUGGUGGGGUUUUCCGUCAUUUGGAGUGUGUAGUAUUUCGUGGAAGUAGAGUUGGAUUAAUUAGUGGUUCAUGUGCUUGUGCAUGGUUCAAGUGGACGGUUGUCUUUUUAGUAUAUUCAAAGCAUCAAACCGUCUAGCCUACGAGAUUUGAAUAUUGUGUUCAUAGGGGCAUUUAGUGUCCCUAUUUGUAGCCAUGUAUUGUUUAUGCCAAAUAAUGUGAAUUUUCUUGGGAUCAUUUUGCUGCGAU
This is a messenger RNA of Hibiscus syriacus, 1443 nucleotides long. Its product is annotated as pathogen-associated molecular patterns-induced protein A70-like. Lineage: Eukaryota; Viridiplantae; Streptophyta; Magnoliopsida; Malvales; Malvaceae. The transcript is spliced from 3 exons. The record is from RefSeq and is a predicted model, not a curated record. The coding region runs from base 98 to 901 and encodes 267 amino acids.